AUGGGAGUCACCGGAAGUUUAACUCCAGAUCAGCUCCAGUUUUUCCACUCUCAAGGGUAUUUGGUAAUCGAAUCUUUCGCGAGUGAGGAUGAGAUUAGAAGCUUGAGGAAGAGGAUGGAUGAGUUGCUCAAUCAAUUUGAUUGUUCCGUCUCUUCGAUUUUCUCCACUAAAAAUCAGAAGCGCACCACCGAUAAUUACUUCUUUGAGAGCGCUGAAAAAAUCUCCUUCUUCUUUGAAGAAAAAGCUUUUGGCGAUGAUGGGGAAUUGAAGCAACCGAAAGAGCUUUCUAUAAACAAAGUUGGGCAUGCACUGCAUGAGCUUGACCCAUUGUAUAAGGAGUUCACAUAUUCGUCCAAGGUUUCAAGUUUAGUAUCAUCCUUAGGUUACAGGAGACCAGUCAUCAUGCAGUCUAUGUACAUUUUCAAGCAACCUGGAAUUGGAGGGGAAGUUGUGCCUCACCAAGAUAAUUCUUUUGUGUACACGGAUCCACCGAGUUGUACUGGUCUCUGGAUGGCUUUAGAAGAUUCUACAACAGUUAAUGGUUGCCUUUGGGCAAUUCCUGGAUCUCACAAGAAUGGCCUGGUUAGAAGGUUUAUCCGAGGUGAAAGUGGUGUAACCUUUGAUAGGCCAUCUCCAUCUUACGAGCAGAAAGAUUUUGUGUCUAUUGAAAUGAAAGCAGGCUCAAUGAUUGCCAUUCAUGGUGAUCUAAUCCAUCAAAGUUUCGAGAAUCUUUCCUCGAAGUCAAGACAUGCCUAUAGCUUACAUGUAGUAGAAUCUGAUGGAUGUAAAUGGACAGAAGACAACUGGAUACAAAGAGAAAAAAUGCCUGAGCCUCUCUACGUUCCUUGA
Molecule: messenger RNA, 849 nt
Organism: Arabis nemorensis
Lineage: Eukaryota; Viridiplantae; Streptophyta; Magnoliopsida; Brassicales; Brassicaceae
Source: the annotation of a GenBank genome assembly